GAGCUCGUCUCCAAUCCUGAGUUCAUCCUGGGCGGAGCCACCAGGACGGACAUCUGCCAGGGAGCUCUGGGUGACUGCUGGCUGUUGGCGGCCAUCGCCUCCCUGACCCUGAACGAAUACGUGAUGGCCAGGGUUGUUCCCACCGACCAGGGCUUUGGGGACGAUUACGCCGGCAUCUUCCACUUCCAGUUCUGGCAGUACGGGGAGUGGGUGGACGUGGUGAUCGAUGAUCGUCUGCCCGUCAAAGAUGGAGAGCUGAUGUUCGUCCACUCGGCCGAGGGGAGGGAGUUCUGGAGCGCCCUGCUGGAGAAGGCCUACGCCAAAAUGAACGGCUGCUACGAGGCCCUGUCCGGAGGCUCGACCACCGAGGGCUUCGAGGAUUUCACGGGAGGCAUCGCUGAGAACUACGACCUUCAACGACCUCCGUCCAACCUGUUCCAGAUCAUCAAGAAGUCCCUGGAGGCUGGAGCGCUGCUGGGCUGCUCCAUCGACAUAACCAGCGCCGCAGACUCCGAGGCCGUCACUCGCCAGAAGCUGGUGAAAGGCCACGCCUACUCACUGACCGGCGCCGUCGAGGUGAACUACCGCGGUCGGCAGGAGAAACUGGUGAGGAUGAGGAACCCCUGGGGUCAGGUGGAGUGGACCGGAGCCUGGAGCGACGGAUCAUCCGAGUGGGACUCUGUCCAGGGAGACUGUCCGAACGCUAACGCUGAGGACGGAGAGUUCUGGAUGUCCUACAGUGACUUCCUGCGUAACUACUCUCGUAUCGAGGUCUGCACCCUGACCCCCGACACCAUCGAGGACGACUCCGUCAAACACUGGAGCGUCAGCAAGUUCGACGGCACCUGGAGGAGAGGAUCCACCGCUGGAGGCUGCAGGAACAACCCCUACACAUUCUGGACCAAUCCACAGUUUGUGAUCAAGCUGGAGGAGGAGGAUGAUGACCCAGAGGAUGGUGAGGUGGGCUGCAGCUUCGUAGUCGGUCUGAUCCAGAAGAACCGCAGGAAGCUGCGCAAACAAGGAGAGGACAUGCACACCAUCGGGUUCGCCAUCUACGAGGUUCCCCAACAGUUCCACGGGCAGCGUGAGGUGCAUCUGGACAAGAACUUCUUCUUGAGCCACGCUCAGACGGCCAAAUCAGAAACCUUCAUCAACCUGCGUGAGGUCACCUCUCGCUUCAAAAUGCCUCCAGGAGAAUAUCUGAUCGUCCCGUCCACGUUCGAGGCUCAUCUCAACGGAGACUUCUGCAUCCGGGUGUUCUCCGAGAAGCAGUCAGAGACCCAACCCUGUGAUGAUCCAGUUGAAGCUGAGCUUGAAGACGAGACGGUGUCCGAUGAGGAGGUGGACGCAGGAUUUCGAGGCCUCUUCUCUAAACUCGCUGGAGAUGACAUGGAGAUUUCUGCAGUGGAGCUGAAGACCAUCAUGAACAAGAUCGUCUGCAAACGAACUGACAUCAAGACGGACGGCUUCAGUAUGGAGACGUGCAGGGUGAUGGUCAACCUGAUGGACCAGGACAGCGGGAACGGGAAGCUCGGCCUCGGAGAGUUCGCCACACUGUGGAAGAAGGUCCAGAGAUACCUGUCCAUUUACAAGAAGAACGACUCUGACAACUCUGGGACAAUGAGCACUCCGGAGAUGAGAGUCGCCUUCAAGGACGCAGGUUUCUCCCUCAACAACACUAUCUACCAGCAGCUGGUGGCUCGAUACUCCGACCCCGACAUGACCAUCGACUUCGACAACUUUGUGGGAUGUCUGAUGAGGCUGGAGAUGAUGUUCAAAAUCUUCAAGAAGCUCGAUGCCACCAACAGCGGCUCCAUCGAGCUGGACUUCAACCAGUGGAUAAACUUCGCCAUGAUCUGAGCCGUGACUUCCUGUUCGCCCAGAGUCCCAGUGUUAACGCAGCACGCCAUCUUCCUGUUCACAGACGCCACUUCACUCCCAAUCCUCAUGUUUUAUAUAGUGCUUGUGUUUACUUAUCUCUACACAACCUGACUCACAGCCGCUGUCAAGUCAAUACAUAUAUUCACAAAAACCUGUUGUUUCUGAAAUUAAACAUUUGGAUGAAAUCAA
Molecule: messenger RNA, 2070 nt
Organism: Pleuronectes platessa (European plaice)
Lineage: Eukaryota; Metazoa; Chordata; Actinopteri; Pleuronectiformes; Pleuronectidae
Product: calpain-2 catalytic subunit
Biological process (GO): proteolysis
Cellular component (GO): cytoplasm
Molecular function (GO): calcium ion binding; calcium-dependent cysteine-type endopeptidase activity
Source: RefSeq, a predicted model, not a curated record